AUGUCGAAAGAUCCUGCCAAGUUUUCGGUGGCCGAAUUAAAGGCAAAGCUACAGGAGAGAAGCCGCGUGACCACGGGAUCAAAGAACGAGCUCAUCGCGAGGUUAAUGAGUGCUGAUCCUUCAAGAAGUUGGACGGCCGUGCCAGAGGAUCCUGAGGACUCGCAAGAUGAGAACACCGACGAAGGAGCUGUGGGAAAAACUGGCCAACAGGAAAAUGCUGAGGAACAGGAAUCAUCGCAGAACAGGUUACGUAUGGAAAUCGAGUUCAUGUGCCGAGAAAGAGAGCUGAUGCAACGAGAAUUGGAAUUGACCCAUCGGGAAGCCGAGCUGUUAAGGAAUUCGCCACGACGUAGUGAUAGUUCCACAAAUGCAAGGCCGAGUGUCCACAUCAAGGCUAUAAGUGAGCUGUUAGGAGAAUUUAACGGCAUAGAUUUUUAUUUCGCUGAAUGGGAAAAGCAAGUUCGUCUGCUUCGCCGAACCUACGAGCUUGACGACAAUAUGACCAAAUUGCUUAUGAGUUCCAGAUUGAAGGGAAGGGCCCUACAAUGGUUCCACUCUAAAGCGGAAUAUCUUGAAAUGAGUAUGGACCAGUUGCUGCAGGAAAUGCAGACAGCUUUCGAUCAUCGCCCGAUGCCAGUAGCAGAAGAGGAUAUACUGGAAUACGUAAUAGAUGGCAUAGCAGACCCAGUUUUGCGAAACCAGGCCCGAAUACAGAGCUUCACUUCUGUGUCAGCGUUGUUGGAAGCUUUCAAGAAGAUCAGCAUUCAGAGCGACUCAAAGGAUGACCUGAAGCGUGAGACAAAUUCAAAUAAGAAGCUAAACAGUCAGGCUAGCUCAAAGGCCACAUCGGAAAGGCUGUCGGACAAGGAUACUCAGUCGGGGAAGGUAAUUCGCUGUUUCAACUGCAAUAAGUUGGGACAAUCAUCGAAGAUCUGUAGAGAACCCAAGAAAGAAAAGGGAACGUGUUUCCGUUGCGGAGAAGCAGGUCACAUUUCGAAGACAUGCCCAAAGAAGGAGAAGAAGAAAGAAAAGGGCCCUGAAGUCAACAAUAUUUACAAGGACCCUUUGGUAGAAGACGAAUUUCUUAAAAUCGUUACAUUCGAAGUAAAGAACCCUAUGUUACAUCGAGUACUUUGCUUAGACACCUUGUUGGAUACCGGCAGUGCGAUAAGUAUUGUUAAAGAACGUUUCAUAAAUAAUGAGGUAACAAAACCUGUAGAUAAUUUUGUCGAAUCUUUUUAUGGGAUAAAUCGUACAAAGCUUAAUAUUAGAGGUAAACUAACUGCCAGAGUAACGUUGAACGGUAUUACGCAAGAUAACAUUGUCAUUUAUACCGUACCAGAAAACACCAUGUUAACUUCCGCUAUCUUAGGUAGAGAUGUUUUGCGAGCGUUCGGUUUAGCACUCACCACCUGUCAAGAAUCAGAUUCAAUUCGCGAAAUCAUGAAUAUAGAUAUCGAUCGAUCUGAGAACGAUUUAACUGAUUCAUUAAUUAUUAAUCCAACUAUAGCAGUCGAUGCCCAGCAGAAGCUAAAGAGGCUGUUUCUUGAAACCUAUGUACAACCGAGGAGGCCAGCAGAACCGGAAACUAGGGUGGAGCUGAAGUUGGCUCUCAAGGAUAAUCAACCGUUUCAUUGUACCCCUCGUAGGCUGUCUUAUACGGAAAAGGGUAAGUUGAAAAUAAUAUUAGAUUGCUUAUCGAACAAGGGAAUAAUACAAUCCAGUACCUCUGAAUACGCGUCACCCAUUGUGAUCGUAACAAAGAAAAACGGCGAACCGCGAAUGUGCGUGGAUUAUAGAGUUUUAAACAAGGUGACUGCUCGCGAUAACUAUCCUCUUCCUAUUAUUGAAGACCACUUAGAAGCAUUAAAUAACAAAAGUUAUUUUAGCACCUUAGAUCUAAAGGACGGUUUUUACCACAUUAGUGUUGCGAAAGAGUCCAUUAAGUAUACGUCAUUUGUUACCCCGUUGGGGCAAUUCGAAUGGGUUAAAAUGCCUUUUGGAUUAAAAACAGCUCCAUCCACAUUUCAGAGGUUCAUUGAUAAUAUCUUUUCUAAGUUAAUUAGACAAGGAGACGUAACGGUCUACAUGGACGAUAUCCUUGUAGCAACUGAAACUCUUGUUAAAUUUAGGUCGUUUAUGUAG
Vollenhovia emeryi is the source of this 2145-nucleotide messenger RNA. RefSeq lists its product as uncharacterized. NCBI's taxonomy places the organism in Eukaryota, Metazoa, Arthropoda, Insecta, Hymenoptera, Formicidae. Gene Ontology annotation, biological process: proteolysis. Bases 1 to 2145 code for a protein of 714 amino acids. Gene Ontology annotation, molecular function: nucleic acid binding; aspartic-type endopeptidase activity; zinc ion binding. The transcript is spliced from 2 exons. The record is from RefSeq and is a predicted model, not a curated record.